Molecule: messenger RNA, 2179 nt
Organism: Dermacentor silvarum
Lineage: Eukaryota; Metazoa; Arthropoda; Arachnida; Ixodida; Ixodidae
Product: E3 ubiquitin-protein ligase Topors
Exons: 3
Coding region: 18-1406 (462 amino acids)
Biological process (GO): protein polyubiquitination; protein monoubiquitination
Molecular function (GO): metal ion binding; ubiquitin protein ligase activity
Source: RefSeq, a predicted model, not a curated record
CAACCAGUGAGGUGGCGAUGCCAUCUGCUUGCAGCAGCAGUGGCAGUGUGGCUGCCAGUGAAACUCUGGCCUCGGCGGUCAAGCUGGAAGGUGCGAAAAGGGACAACGCUGCCCCUCCCCGACCGCCAUCGUCCAAGUCGCCGGAGCGGUCGUCAUCCCCGGAGCAGAGCUGCCCCAUCUGCCUCGAUCCUCUUGAGGACAAGUCGUUCGCCGGCAGUUGCUUCCAUACCUUUUGCUUUUCAUGCCUUCUGGAAUGGUCAAAGGUGAAGGCUGAGUGCCCGAUGUGCAAGCAGUGCUUCAAGAGCAUUUUCCACAACGUGCGCUCUUUAGAAGACUACGACCAAUACUUUGUGCACAACAAUGCUCCGCAGGCAUCUUUGACGGUGAGAGCUGCCACAGCAGGGGCAGUGACGAUGGCAUCUACAUCACGAAGCUCGCCACUAAGCGGCACUGUGCUGCUGGCCCACCACCUUGCCGACUCGCCGAUGCUGCUGACGCGGCAGUUCUCUACAGGUGCCACAAGGAGUAGCGGCAUAUGGACUAGCACCGAACGCCAGCUCCUGUACGAUCUGGACCUGUGGGUGUACCCGUCCAACAACCGGCGCUCGUCGCAUCACUUCACGCCUGCCUACAUCCGUGACAAUCCCGCAUGCACCCACCGCCUCAUCCCGUGGCUCAACAGGGAACUCGUGGCCCUCCUGGGUGACGACGAGGCGCAGAUCACCUCCACCACUGAGCUCGUGCUGGAGCUCAUUACACACUACGAGGUCUGCAGCUUGGAGUUCGCCGAGCACGUGCGAUCCUUCUUAGGCACCCGGACGGAGCACUUCGUGCACGAGCUGGCCGCGUUCGUUGCAUCGCCGCUCGACAUGGUCCCCUACGACCGAGUCGCCGUGUACAACCUCCGUGCCCAUGUCCUGGCACACGGAACGCCCGCCACCGCGUUCCUCCGGACGCCGGAGUCAUCGCUGGAGGAUACCUCUCCUGUGGCGCCGGUAACGUUCGGGGUGCACUCGGACCCGAGUCAGCAAAGUACCAGUGGCCUGCACCAAAAUGUGACAGCCAAUUUGGUGGAUCCAGAAUCGGACAACUCGGAUUGCAUGAUAGUGAGCUCGGUCAUGCCUGCAGUGCCAAUGCGGUCGAGGACACCGAUUGUCAUUGUGCUGUCUUCCUCGGACGAAGGAGACGCAGAGAGCCGCGCCACCGCACUGGCUGCGGUUGCUGCAGCGGUGUCGACCACGCCCUUGCAGCAGCCCGCCCGGAGGUGCAAGCCCAUGGCUGGGAAGAAACGCUUGCUCCAGUUCAGCAAUUCGGACACUUCUACGGCAAGUGACACGGACUCCGAUGACUGGUGGGGUCGACAGGGCAGCGCAGCGCCUGCGCCGGAGAGUGGCGAUGCGACGUAAACGGUCGAGGGUGCUGCCGCCUCGAAUUGCUGUGGCAGCGCCAGACAUAGCUGCGAGCGUUGCCCCCUCCUUACCUGCCCUGCCUGCUGCUGCUGCAGCUGUUGGAGACCACACUUACACUUCUCUGUUGGGCCAUCAUACGUGCGAAAACUCGAUGCGAAAAGAUCAGACGAAAAAGGCUGUGCCGGCAACACGAGGGGUCAAUUCUUCCGACGACGAAUACUAAGCUGGGCAUUGUGUCUCUUUCACCGUUGACUGUGGUAGCAAUGUGAGGUUUAGAAACUGUGAUAAUUUGUGAUGACCCGUUUGCAUUGACCAAAGCACGUGAAUGUAUCGUUUUGUGUUAUCUUGAAGGCCGCUAUAUUUUUUUUUUGUACAAUCCCCAUACUUUUGCAUCAUUCUGUUGAAGCUCGCACGUAAUCACUGUCCGUGGACUUGCACGUGCAGAAGUUCUUAAAGUUAUACCGAAUAUGCCCACUUACAACCUUGCAAGACAGUGUUUACAGCGAUUGGUGUCCUAUGCCAGGGACACCAAUCAGCACCACCAUUUCUAACAUUGUUGAUAGUGUUAAGGAGAACACCAGUGCAUUUUGCCACCGAUUUAUGAGGACAUAUUCCUUGAAACUGGUGCUAACCACAGGAUUUCUGCUGUAUUGAUAUUACUUCAUUACUUCAUCAUUUUAAAUGUAGAAUUGGGACAUGAGCUCGAAAGUGAUCAAAUAAAAGUUGGAUGAGAUUGUGUUAACUUUUUCGUUACUGCUAGAAAUGUGCUA